This is a messenger RNA of Vanrija pseudolonga, 1020 nucleotides long. RefSeq lists its product as uncharacterized. The record is from RefSeq and is a predicted model, not a curated record. The transcript has a single exon. Lineage: Eukaryota; Fungi; Basidiomycota; Tremellomycetes; Trichosporonales; Trichosporonaceae. The coding region runs from base 1 to 1020 and encodes 339 amino acids.
AUGGCCUUCCGUCGACCGUUCCCCGCGUUGGAGGACUAUCCGGGGUCGCGGUCGGACCAGAUAUUCAUCGCGUUCCUCGACUACACGUAUUCUCCCGAAGUGAAGGACUUCCUCGAAGCGCUCUCGCCUGAAGAGCUCACGCCCGACGGCGAAUCCACCGUCGCCCCACCCAUGCGCACGUUCCCGGACCAGCAGGCCAACUUCAAAUACUGCCCCCCGCUGGAGAUGGCGAUCGUCAACGUGCGGUACGACCCGCGCACCCCCUUGGUCAAGUACGGGUAUUUGACAGCCUACGACACGGCGACGGCGCGCGAGGUAGUCGUCUUGUUCACGCCCACCGAGCUGUGGACUGGGCCGCGGCCGCCCAUUGAUGCCGUGACCCGGCAACAAAAGUGGCCAAUGGGCUUCCUCUUCCCCUUCGCUCACGAGGUCGCGCUCAAUCUCCGCCAGCAACUGCAGCCGCUGACCUAUCGUGAGCUUGUCACCUGCUCGUUUGUGUUCGUCGGCGCCGAGCAGCUCGCCGCGUUCUGGGUCGACGCGCCAGACUCGCCCUUCACUAACCCGCUCACCUGUGAUGCGCUGCAUGCCGGCUUUGUCGACACCGUCAAGUUGCACUGGGAGAGCUGGCUCGGGGCCGAGCCGUUCCCCGAUGAGGCGAUGAAGGGGCGUGGCGGGUGGGCCGAGGCUGUCAAGUUUGUCACGCUCGAGGAGUGGCAGAGACGUGUCCCGGAGGACAUUUAUCGCCUCGCGACAGUCCCGCCUGCCCAGCCGAUUUGGCCGGGGGCGGAGGAUGCUUGGAAUGAGGAGGAGGAGGAGGAGGAGGAGGAGGAGGAGGAGGAGGAGGAGGAGGAGGAGGAGGAGGAGGAGGAGGAGGAGGAGGAGGAGGAGGAGGAGGAGGAGGAGGAGGAGGAGGAGGAGGAGGAGGAGGAGGAGGAAGAGCAAGACGAAACGGAGGAGGACGAUGACGACCAGGAGAAGGAUGGCGUAGUGAUGGGUAGACGAGUACCACGGUUUUUGUAA